AUGCAAGAUCAAAAAGGAAAAUUGUACAAGAAAAAAAAGUGUUAAAUCUACUAAAAAAUUAUAAGAGAUUCCCUCCAUUUCUACUCCAAGAAAACCCAAGAAAAACGACUAAAUAUUAUCAUAGAGUAGUCCCAUAACUGGUACUUCAAAAAAUACAAUUGAAACUAAACGAAGCAUGUAACCUGGAGAAUUAAAAUCUUUCAGAAAAAGUAAUAAGAUUUAUAAAUUAGAAAAUCACCAAUAAUCCAAUAUAAAGAUACCUUUAUUCACUAAAAAAUUAAAAUAUAAUAAAAAAUUGUCAAUUCAAAAAUUUAUAAAGGAAAACUAAUAAUCUAAUUUUAUAAAAGAGAAGCUUAUGCAAUAGAAAAUUGUGAAUUAAAAAUAAAAAAAGUAUUAUUUAGACUUAAAUAUGUUUUUAGAUUAUUCAAUCUAUAAAAAUUAUAAAUAAAAACUAAUUAAAUAUUUGAAAAUACUAAAAAAUUAAAGUAGAAAACAUAGAUGAAAAAAAAGUUGAAAAGAUUCAAAUUAUAUGAAAUUAUCAAAAGGUUUUAAGAAAUUUCCAAAAGAUAUGAAAAAAUUUAACUUAAUUAAAUUGCAAAAUUUUAAUCUAAAGUAGUUAAGUAUUCACAAUCUUACAAACCUUAAACUAACAAUGAAACCUAAAUCAAUAUUAAUUAAGUAGAAAAAUUUAAUAAAUUUAAUUUACAUCAAGCAGCCUUUUAAUUUAAAACAAAUGUAAAGAAUUUAAAAAGAAAGAAUAUUCUUAAACUAAAUUAUAAUAAAUCAAUUUAUAUUGGGAACCAUAAUAAGUAUCACCAAGUAAAUUUGAGGAUGACUUUCCUUUUUAUUAAGUAGGAGAAAAUAAGUUCAUAUUUCAAAUUUUAGAAGUUCAAUCAUUUCUGAAGAUUCUUCAUCUUUUGUGAAUUAAUUAGAUUAGGAAUUUGAUAAUUAGAAUGUCUUUACUUAAAGAAUAGUUGAAUAUGAAGAUACUUCUAGCAUUAACAAAUAAAUGCAAUAAUAAAUUAUAUCUAUAGUUUAAAAGUUAAAAUAGUAUGGAAAUAUUGCAAAUAAAAUAAGUGAAAAUGAAAUUUUGAAGGAGAGAAGUAUAAAUAAUCAUUAAAAAAUAUCCAGUGAGGAUCUUACUAAAACUUAUAUACUCUAAUUAUAAUGACAAUUGUAAUAAGAAUAAAACUUAAUAUUAAAUUACAGAAAAGAAGCACUAAACCUCAGAUACAAUAUUGAAUAAAAAAGUACUACAUAAAAAGAUUAGUAAUUACUUGAUGAAUGGCUCAAUAGAGAAUUAGAAGAUUUAUAAAAUACAAGAAAGGCUUUUGAAAUUAGACAAAGGAGAGAAAUAUCAACGUUAAAAAAAAUUCAAAGAGAUAUACUGAUUACUUCUGCAGAACCUUAGUUUGAUUUAUAAGAUAGCUUAUUGAUCUAAUAAAUAUAAUAAUAUAUAGAUGAAUAAUUUAUUGGUCUAAAAGUUACGAAAUAGAAUUAGAAAUCAUUUAAGAAUAUCUAAGAAACUGUAAAUGUUUUAUCCAUAGAAAUCAUAAAUGAAAUGAUAACAGAUUUUUCUGAAGAAAUAUUAAAUAAAAAGGAUGACCUUUAUCUAAUAAUUUCAUAACUUUUUAUGGAUUAUAAUAACCUCUUUGUAUUCCUACUUCAAUAUCUGAUAUCGAAUAAUAUAGAUAACUUAUUCAAAUAUAUUUUGGAUCAUCAUAAAUAAUCCUUAAUUAAAAAUAUGAAUACUCCUUUUGGAUUUACACCUUUGGAAAGAUUGAGACUGAUACAUGGAAAUUAAGAAGACGAAGUAAAUAAUGAUGGUUAAGAAUUCCAAAAAACAAUUGAUUAUCCACUAGAUGAAACUAUAUAUAUUGAAUAUAAAAAUUAGAGAAAAUGCAUGACUAAAAAUGAUGAUGAAAUAGAAUGGGCUAUUUUAGAAUUACAGCGUAUUCAUAAUAUAGCUAUCUUUGAUGCUUGUAAUGAAGUUUUAAAUCAUUAUAGACCAUAUUAUUAAAGUAAUAAUUUAAAUUACAUUAUAAAGAUUCAGAUAUAAAACAUUCAUGGGAACAAAAUAGAAUAAAUUUAUAAUAAAUAUCAAAUGAAAAUAUAACUUAAUUAUUGGAAAAAGUGAAAUUAAUAGUAUCAAAAUAGAGUAAAGUUUUAUGGGGUUUUUAUCCACCUGAAGAUUUCGAAACUGUUAAAUAAGAGAAAUAAGAUAUAAUUGAUGAGAAACAUAUAUUAAUGCUCAUGUAGCAGUUAAGUUAAGUGGAGAAUCCUUUAUAAGUGGAUACAAAUGUCUAAUUUGAUAAUUUGGAUUUAAUUAGAGAUGAAUAGUUAUACAAAUUACUUAAAGAGGAUGUAAACUAUUUAUAACAUAUAUUAGAUUAAAGAAUAGGAAUACAAGUGGGAUUUGAUUGAGAAUAAUAGAGUUGAAUACUUAAUGGAGUUGAGUGAUCAAAUUCUAGAGACUCUUAUAGAUGAAUUCUCGAAAGAAAUAUGA
Molecule: messenger RNA, 2506 nt
Organism: Paramecium primaurelia
Lineage: Eukaryota; Ciliophora; Oligohymenophorea; Peniculida; Parameciidae
Source: the annotation of a GenBank genome assembly